This is a messenger RNA of Odobenus rosmarus divergens (Pacific walrus), 979 nucleotides long. It is a transcript of the gene PRRG2, whose product is annotated as proline rich Gla (G-carboxyglutamic acid) 2. Gene Ontology annotation, molecular function: calcium ion binding. Gene Ontology annotation, cellular component: extracellular region. The transcript is spliced from 6 exons. Bases 1 to 606 code for a protein of 201 amino acids. The record is from RefSeq and is a predicted model, not a curated record. NCBI's taxonomy places the organism in Eukaryota, Metazoa, Chordata, Mammalia, Carnivora, Odobenidae.
AUGAGGGGCUACCCCUCUCUGCCGCUGCUAUACCUGGGAUUGACCACCUGCUUAGACACCUCACCCAGUGGGGAGCAAGACCAAGGUGAGUUCUUCCUGGACUCCCCAGAGGCCCAGAGCUUUCUAGGAAGCCAUAGCCGGAUUCCACGAGCCAAUCACUGGGACCUGGAACUGCUCACGCCAGGGAACCUGGAACGGGAGUGUUAUGAGGAGCGGUGUUCCUGGGAGGAGGCGAGGGAGUAUUUUGAGGACAAUACUCUGACGGAGCGCUUUUGGGAGAGCUACAUCUACAAUGGCAAAGGAGGGCGUGGACGAGUGGACGUAGCAGGCCUGGCUGUGGGGUUGACGUCUGGCAUCCUGCUCAUUGUCCUGGCCAGCUUGGGAGCCUUUUGGUAUCUGCAUUGCCGACGGGGUGGAGGCCAGCAGCCCUGUCCCCAAGAGGCUGAGCUCAUUAAUUCCCUAAGUCCCCUGGGCGACCUAGGCCCACCGACGCCCCUGCCUCCACCCCCACCCCCAGGCCUCCCCACCUACGAGCAGGCUCUGGCGGCCUCUGGGGUGCACGACGCACCUCCGCCCCCCUACACCAGCCUCAGGAGGCCUCGCUGAGGAGCUGCUUCCGAGCUGAGGUUCCCCAGAUUCACAGCGGAUUCCAGAGCCCCCAGGCCUCUUAAACUACAUAGCUGAGCUCGGGGAGUGGUGGGAGUAGGGGUCGUCCGGCCCGAGGCCUACCCUGGCACACGUGUUUCCGCCGAGACGGAUACGCGCAUAUCCCCGGCCAACGUGUUCCCUCGUCCCGGUUACUCGCGGGCUUCCAGGCUUUCCUGACUGUUGCGGGGGGGGUACCCGCCAGUCCCGCCCCCGGGGUAGGCGUGCGUGGAAACUCAGACCCCGGCGCGUAGGCCGGGUAUACCCACUCGCGUGAGUGAGCAGGUGUGACAAGGCCAUCGCCCUACAAUGCCACGGACCACGCACACGCAGG